Octopus sinensis (East Asian common octopus) is the source of this 2707-nucleotide messenger RNA. RefSeq names its product monocarboxylate transporter 14-like. The record is from RefSeq and is a predicted model, not a curated record. Lineage: Eukaryota; Metazoa; Mollusca; Cephalopoda; Octopoda; Octopodidae. The transcript is spliced from 5 exons. Bases 225 to 1670 code for a protein of 481 amino acids. Gene Ontology annotation, biological process: transmembrane transport. Gene Ontology annotation, molecular function: monocarboxylic acid transmembrane transporter activity.
AUCAGCAUGCUUCUGAAUAUCAUAGAAAUAUUUUUUUCAUGAGAGCACUUUUGGGAAGGUCUGGUAGAUAUAUAUAUAUAUAAACUCAGAAAACGCAGGAAAAGAAAAUAUUGCAUAUAUUUCUUCAAGGACACCACUAUACGUUCCCACUAUACACAGGCACACAGACGUAUGCAUACAUAAAACCACUCAUAUAAAAUUAACUAUAAAUGUUCUGACUGAAAAUGACUAAAAAUAGCGAAAUUCUUAUCCAAGUAGACUUACUAAAUACUAAACCAGAAGAAGGGAAGAGAAAUCUAACAGGUGUUUUUACAGAGACAUGUCCCCAGAAAGGUGUGAAUCCCGGAUUUUGUGAAGAUGAGUUCACUAAUCGAGAAUCAGAACUUAAUGUUACAGCUAAUCAACCUGCAAGGAUGGUAAAGUGCACACCUGAGGGUCAUACAUCCAGUAAAUGUUCCUCUUUCCUCAAAUACCUGGCUUAUGUCUCUAUAUUAUACACCAAUCUGUUGAGUUUUGGCAUUGCUUCCUCCCUCGGCAUUCUAUACAUCUACCUCAUCAGAGAAUUCAACACCACAAAAUCUGAAACAGCCAUGAUAACAUCAGCGUGUGGUGCAACUUUGGGUUGUGGAGGAAUAUUCGCAGGAAUGUUAUACAGAAAAAUUGGUGUCAGGCGGUCGUUUAUCGUUGCCAGUGCUUUGUGUUCGAUUGGUUUGUUUGCAAGUAGCUUCACACCAAACAUUUGGUUCCUGUUUUUCUCACUUGGAAUCUUAUUUGGUUCUGGAGCAGCCAUCAACAAUAUCGUCAGUUUUGCAGCCUUGGAGAAAUUAUUCCACCAAAAUGCCCAUAUUCUAUCCAUUAUAUUGACCAUUUGUCCUUCGGCUGGAACCUUAUUUAUGACAUAUUUGUUCGACGUUUUCUUAAAUAUCUACUCUUGGAGAGGAGCUUUGAUGAUUCUGUCUGGCUUCAGUUUGAACAUGUGUUUUUCAGGAUUGUUGACAAAAGUUGACAGAAAACCAAAUUCUGAUGCCAAGGUUGAACGACUAAAAAUAUUCGAUAUGAAAAUAUUGAAAAACAAAAGUUUCUUGAUACUAUCAACUGCUGCAUCAAUGAAUACAUGCUUUGGCUCCCUCGUUUUGCUCCUUAUUGUUGAUUUCUGGGUUGAAAAGGGUCAUCCAAUAGUAGAAGGGAUUACACUAAUCACAUUUAUAUGUGUCUCAGGCAUGGCAAGCCGACUUGUCUUUGGGUUCUUCAGCUUCUUAUUCAACACAACACCAAUUCUCGUUCUUUUAUUCUACAUCUUUUGUGGUAUAGGUGGGACAUUCUACAUUUUUGCUCCUUUGUGCAACACUUAUUCAGCAUUAGUCUUUUUGGUUGUCUUGAAUGGAUUUUCUCGUGGCAUGUUAUCCACAAUACGUCCCCUGGUCUUCAAAAAAGUUGUCGGCGUUGAGGCCUACCCACUAGCGAUUGGUUAUACUUAUACGCUGAAUGGCAUCUGUGCAAUACCACUGGCAACCAUUGUAGGUAAAAUCACAGACCUGACACACAGUUAUGACUUUGCUUUUUAUCUCACUGGACUGUUUGAAACACUUAUGUUUUUGCUAUUAGCAUCUUCACACUUACUGAUUACUUGGAUGAGAAAAAAGAAUCAUAAAUUUAAACCUGAGAAUUAGCCAGAAGAAAUGAAGCCACAUUCUCAAAACGGCGGCACAGGAUUCUACACUUUUUUAAAAAGUUCACAGCUGUAUAAAUGUAAUAUAUAUUAAACAAUAUUUCUUACUAUAUUCAGUUUUGAAGUUCUUGUAUUCUGGAUUGGAAAAGUCGCUUCUCUACACAACAAAUGGCCCAUGAAGAAAGCUUGAGCUUACAAGGAACUCUCUAUGUGGUCCCUCAAGUUCACUGAGAUAUCUUAAGAAUGGUUGAAUAUAGUACAUAAUUCACUGGAUAAUAUGCUAAAGGAGGAAGUGGUUACAGAUAGAAUGUCAUCAGACAAUAAAAAUUUAUUACAGAGACCUAUAUCAAGAAAAUAAAUACAGCAAACACACUAGAUGGUUAAAAAAUAUUGGAAGCUGAAAUUUUAGUCAAUGAAAUAAACAUGACAUUUCAAAGAUAACAGCUCCAAAAUGAACUUAGUGAUAUCUAAACCGGAAACACAAACAUUAAAACCUCACUUACUGAAACCCACACAUCACAAAAAUCUUUUCCACAUCUGAAAACUUUCUGCGAAUUCAGAUAAAUCUAAGCUCAUCCAAUAGCACAUAAAAUACAUAUCAAGAGAAAUAACUAAUAUGCACAUGUAAACUCAGAACUGUAAACAACCUGCAAUGCAACAUCACCGGUCUAAAAAUCACCUUUAUAUAACUAAAAGAAGCCUCACAAUCACUCAUAGCAUUCACUGUCUUCAGACUGACCAACGUUUUUAGGUAGGUGCUUAUCCCAACUCAUUAGUCUGGGAUUUCUCCCAGUUUCUGGGGUGUUAAGCAAAUGAAAUAACAAGACUGUUCUGAGCAGGUCACCAAUCUAUUGUAGAGUUAACUCCAGCAACUGUGUGGAAUAAUUUUUUAAGUUGUAUAUACAGGAGUAACAUGAAAUAGAGUGCCUUGCAUCCAGGACAUAUAUAAUGGUAAGAAAAGCCAACACAAAAUAAUCACAAUAGACAUAUACAUACUGCCUUUACACUCACAGACUCCAAGCAGGAUAAACAAGUCCA